UAAGCACACGCAUCAUUCGCGAUGUUUGUAUUAGUUAGUAAUAGUUUGAGUAUAAAGGUGUUGUUAUGAUAGACAUGUGUUAUGUUUGGUAUGUUCGCAGACCCGCAGAAUGUAACGAGGCUCAUUGAUAUCGCAGACUAUAUGAAGAGGGCUUCGAUGCGGGAGGAAAACCUAAAGCGAUAACUACUUAGUGGUCUUCGUGGAACCAGAGGUGGGAUUAAGGAAGGGCGAGUAAAUUGGAAGGGAAUUGCAUUAGUAUGCCUGUACCGAGGAAACAGCGCAAAGGACAUCGUCAGCAAGUGAAUGGACUCUACGUGCACUCAAGUCCACCGAGAGUUCUUCAGAUCAAUUCUGCUCAUAUAAGACAGGCCAUCAGGUCCGGGGACAUCGAGAAGCUCGAGAACAUCGUGUACGAUGGUCAAGGCAAGAAACUGAUCGGAGAGUACGCUUCUGAUUACAAAGUUCGUAGCUUCUUGAAGACCGUUCCCAGUUUGAUGUCUAAGAUAAGUUUGCUGCACGACGCUGUUAAUAGCGGUCGAUUGGAGGAGCUGCAGUCUUUGCUGGACGAGGAAAACGAAAAGAACAGGAAGAAAUUGGUUUUGGCUAAGGACGAGUCAGGUGUUGGACUUCUUCAUAAGGCUGUAUACUAUGAUUUGAAGGACAUAUCUGAAUGGAUACUCAAAAACUAUCCAAGCGCUGCAUCGUUGAAAGAUACUGACGGAAGAACAGCAUUUCACUACACACCGAUGUGUCAGAAUCCAGGUUCUAUCCAGAAGAUGUUAAAAUCAGCUGGAGCCGAUCCAAGCGCAUUGGACAACAGACAGAGAUCAGCUAGAUAUUACGCGGAUCACAUCUCCGAACUCGAGUUGCCCAAUUCGCACAAAUCCAAGCUGAAUUCCCGCAGGAACACAACAGUGAAAGACAGUAAGUUGAAAUCGCGUGAGAUCCUUACUCAAAUCGAACUUAAAUUCCUCCCACGACGUCCCCAAUUACCUCCAACACAUU
Molecule: messenger RNA, 1005 nt
Organism: Nicrophorus vespilloides
Lineage: Eukaryota; Metazoa; Arthropoda; Insecta; Coleoptera; Silphidae
Exons: 4
Source: RefSeq, a predicted model, not a curated record